CCGAGUGCCGUAGUGAAAAUCGGAGCAAAUGUGACCAAGGCAUAAAUGGAACAAAGUAAUUCAGUGUCUAUGAGAUUCUUGGCUAAGGCUCAACUCAUUCACUAUAAUUACUCUAUAUGCAUGUGUGUCCAUUACUUGAAGAUAUGGACCUUUCCACUUGAGUUUCCACCAACUAUGCUGUUACGAGUUGGAUGGAAUACAUUAAUACUGUUGAAGGAACCAAGAAGUUCAGUGUCUAUGAGAUUCUUGGCUAAGGCUCAACUCAUUCACUCUAUAUGUAUGUGUGUCCAUUACUUGAAGAUAUGGACCUUUCCACUUGAGUUUCCACCAACUAUGAUGUUACGAGUUGGAUGGAAUACAUUAAUACUGUUGAUGGAACCAAGAAGUUCAGUGUCUAUGAGAUUCUUGGCUAAGGCUCAACUCAUUAACUCUAUAUGUAUGUGUGUCCAUUACUUGAAGAUAUGGACCUUGCCACUUGAGUUUCCACCAACUAUGAUGUUACGAGUUGGAUGGAAUACAUUAAUACUGUUGAUGGAACCAAGAAGUUCAGUGUCUGUGAGAUUCUUGGCUAAGGCUCAACUCAUUCACUCUAUAUGUAUGUGUGUCCAUUACUUGAAGAUAUGGACCUUGCCACUUGAGUUUCCACCAACUAUGAUGUUACGAGUUGGGUGGAAUACAUUAAUGCUGUUGACUGAACCAAGUAGUUCAGUGUCUGUGAUAUUCUUCGCCAAGGCUCCUGUCUCCGCUCCCCAGAUUUCAAUCUACAAAACAAGAUCAAAAAGUGUUCAAUAAGGACUACUAAUAAAGAUAAUUUUGCUCGAAAUUUUUUUUCUGCCUGAUCACCUCAAAU
Molecule: messenger RNA, 850 nt
Organism: Owenia fusiformis
Lineage: Eukaryota; Metazoa; Annelida; Polychaeta; Sabellida; Oweniidae
Source: the annotation of a GenBank genome assembly